GCAAUUGAAAACCCACUGUCUGCAUACUGUAUCUUUCUCCUUCGCUCCCCUUCCCUCCUGUGCCUUUGCCUCCUCUCUCUCUCUCUCUCUCUCACAGCUCCCAAGGCUUCCCAGUCUCCUUCACAGCUCUGCUCCGCCUGUCUCACACUUCCUCUCUCAUAUCUCAAUCUAGUGUGUUUGUAGCUGAUGCUUGAUCUGAUAGGGUUUUGAUUCCUUACAUUCUUGUACAUCGGAACCCCAUCUCGUUCUCUUCCGGUGGAGCAUACUAAAGCAAAAAUGGAAACAAAUUAGAGGUUUUUCAGAUUUCUGGGUUUUGCACUAAGAAUUUCAAUUGGGCAUGGUGAGUAAGGAGGAUGCCUCCGCUACUUCACGGCCUCCGGCCCAGCUUUCAAGCUCUCGGAAGAUGUUCUGGCGCUCAGCAUCAUGGUCUGCUUCACGGACCACCCCUCACAACCCUGAGACUGAGGAAAAAGACCUAGUAGAUCCAAAUGCCACUGUAGGAAACAGUGUCCAAAACCACCGUAGGUUUCCUGUGCCUUUAACCCCUCGGUCCCAGCAGAAUAGCAAGGCUAGGUCUUGUUUGCCCCCCUUGCAAUUACCUCUUGCUCGACGUAGCUUAGAUGAGUGGCCCAAGGCGGGUUCGGACGAUAUUGGUGAGUGGCCACAACCUCCUACCCCAAGUGGAAGAGGUGGUGGGGAGAGGUUGAAGCUUGAUUUAUCAACGAUUCAGCGAAACCCGGAAAAGAAUGGUGGGCUUGUGAGGAGGGAUAAGAUUGCUUUCUUUGAUAAAGAGUGUUCCAAAGUGGCCGAACACAUUUAUCUUGGUGGAGAUGCGGUUGCGAGGGAUAGGGACAUACUUAAGCAGAAUGGGAUUACUCAUGUUCUAAAUUGUGUGGGUUUUGUUUGUCCCGAGUAUUUCAAGGCGGAUUUUGUGUAUAGAACUCUAUGGUUGCAGGACAGUCCGACUGAGGACAUUACUAGUAUAUUAUAUGAUGUUUUUGAUUACUUUGAAGAUGUUAGGGAACAAGGUGGAAGAGUUUUUGUUCAUUGUUGUCAAGGGGUAUCUCGGUCCACCUCAUUGGUGAUUGCGUAUCUUAUGUGGAGAGAAGGACAGAGUUUUGAUGAUGCAUUUCAGUAUGUGAAAGCAGCAAGAGGCAUUGCUGAUCCGAAUAUGGGUUUUGCUUGUCAGUUGUUACAGUGCCAAAAGAGGGUCCAUGCUUUUCCUCUUAGCCCGAGUUCACUAUUGAGGAUGUACAGAAUUGCCCCACAUUCACCGUAUGAUCCUUUGCAUCUUGUCCCAAAAAUGUUGAAUGAUCCAUCACCUGCUGCUCUGGAUUCUAGAGGUGCAUUUAUUGUUCAUAUACCGUCUGCCAUAUAUGUUUGGAUUGGUAAGAAUUGUGAGGCCAUCAUGGAAAGGGAUGCAAGAGGGGCUGUUUGUCAGAUUGUUCGGUAUGAAAGAGUGCAAGGUCCAAUAACUAUAAUCAAGGAAGGGGAAGAACCAGCUUACUUUUGGGAUGCUUUCUCAAACAUUUUGCCAUUGAUGGAUGGGUCUGGCAAUGGAGGGGAGGUUGGGGAAUCAACAGUUAAGAUUCAUCCAGGUGAAAGGAAAACAGACGGAUAUAAUGUUGAUUUUGAAAUUUUCCAGAAAGCUAUUAGGGGUGGUUUUGUACCUCCAUUUGCAUCCUCCGAGAAUGAACACGAAACCCAUCUUCCUGCUAGAGAGAGUAGCUGGAGUAUGCUCAGGCGUAAGUUUGCCUCUGGCAAUAUGAAGGAGUUUGUCCUAGCACCCAGGAUAUCCCUCUCCAGGGUCUAUUCAGAUUCUAUGAUGUUAGUUCAUACAGCUAAAAAUAAUUCAUCAGCGUCCUCUUCAUCUUCAUCGUCCUCCUCUUCUUCACCUCUAUAUCUAUCACCAGAUUCCAUAUCUUCUGAAUCAAGCACUAGUUCGAAGUACUUUUCAGAAUCCUCUAUGGAUUCUCCAUCAGCAGCUUCAUGCUCUCUUCCAGUCUCUUCAACAUUGUCAAAUGAUUCUGACAUGUCUCUCCUCUCAUCUAAAUCUUCUGAUCAACCCAUGUCUAACAGUCCAGAAAACGUUGUUUCCAAUUGUAGUUCACAGUCCUAUUCUCGAUCAACCUCAUUACCAUCCAAAAAGUUAUCUUCGCUUGCAGAGCGCAGAGGUAGUUUGUCUCUCAAGUUGCCUGUGAUGAGUGAUAAGAUGAGGCUGAUGAGUACUUCCUCAAAAUUUCUUUCCACUAAAGAAGAUGGUGUUAGGAUAAAUGACAGUACUUGUUCUGUAGGUCACAUAGAUGAUAUUGACAAGGUAUUAGAGCCAAAGGAUGGUGUUCAAAAUGGAGGGGAAUAUUCAAGACAACAGUGCAACAUAUGCCAGAAGGAACCUUCUUUUAUCAAACAUUGCCCUUUGGAAGAAGGUGCAGGAUCAUCUGCCUCAAAGGAGACUGGGGAAAGUUGUCCAGCACAAUGUAAUUUUAUGCAACCUUUUGUAUGCCGCUGGCCCAGUUUAGAGAAGAUUGCUACAUUUGGUGUGAGGGAACUAGAUUCUAAAUCUGCUUUCACUAUUUACUCACCAAAUACAGGUGUUGGAAAAAGUGAAGACAGUGUUUUGUAUCUUUGGGUAGGAAGAUUUUUUCACUGUGGUAAUUUUCCGAUUCAAUUAGAUAGUGGCAGAGAGAGAACUGAUGUAGAAGGGACUGACUGGGAUCAAGUUAGCUGUGAUGUCCUUAUCCAAAUGGGUAUGCCAAAGGACACAAUAAUUAAGAUUGUUAAAGAAAAUGAAGAACCAGUGGAGUUUCUCGAAUUGUUGAGUCUAUUGUAGUGCCAGUGCAAAUGAGGAGAGAUCUAUAGUCCCAUUGCUCAAAUCAAUUUUCUGUUUCUUCACAUGGCUUAAUUUGCAGUCCAACAUUUUCAGGCAUCAGGAUAAUCUCCAGUGGCAAAAACCAUUGAGGAAGAGGAGAAUGAUGCUGGUCUCUAACUGCCUUGUUGCUAAUCAACUGGUUGUACAGUGCUGUAACACCCUGGUAACUCAUAAUCAGAUUUUUCUUGUAUAUUCACUAAUACAAGGACCAAUUCCUGAAUGCCUUUUCAGGCCAAGCAAUUUAUAUUAAACGUUCCAUUCUUAA
Molecule: messenger RNA, 3134 nt
Organism: Prunus mume (Japanese apricot)
Lineage: Eukaryota; Viridiplantae; Streptophyta; Magnoliopsida; Rosales; Rosaceae
Gene: MKP1
Product: mitogen-activated protein kinase phosphatase 1
Biological process (GO): protein dephosphorylation
Source: RefSeq, a predicted model, not a curated record